Messenger RNA from Pyricularia pennisetigena, 375 nucleotides. RefSeq lists its product as uncharacterized. The transcript has 3 exons. The coding region runs from base 1 to 375 and encodes 124 amino acids. NCBI's taxonomy places the organism in Eukaryota, Fungi, Ascomycota, Sordariomycetes, Magnaporthales, Pyriculariaceae. The record is from RefSeq and is a predicted model, not a curated record.
AUGCGCGGCUGCCGCGCAUAUGCCCCAGCAGCGGCCAGGUUCAUCGUGAAUCUGUACCUCGCCCAGGCGCUCACUCCACUCGGACUUGAGCUCGCCCGUGUGCUCGUGGUACGGCUCAGCGUGUUCGAUCCACUCGGUCCACAAGCCCACCACCCGCUCGGCCUCUGGCGGGCUGACCUCGAACCACUCCCGAGCCGCUCCACGCGCAGCGGAUACCGCGUGAACGAGCUCCAGACCGCCGAGGGCUCGUACCGGCACGCGCUCGCGAUCCUCUGCAUCCGCUCGGGGACCGACCGCGUCGUCAUCCCGAUCUUGACGUGGCCCGUCGGCGGACUCACGGCUUCGCUGUGCGGCAGGCUGAAUACGUACACAUAG